AUGGUAUAUGAAAAAUAUAACAGUGAUAUUUUUGUGAUAUUUGGCAAAGGAAAACAGCCUGCCAUCAGCCACACCAAAUCAGAGAAUAAAAUAUCUGCUCCUUUGAUGCGAUCCCCGCGAAACCUCCUCCUGAAGAAGGCUUCCAGGAGCAAUGAAGCACUGCGCGACGGCCGACGGAAGCUCCCAGGGGGAAUAAACUUGACAAACAUUACAAACUUCCGAAUCUCCUUCCCCCACCAAAUCUCCACCCCCCACCAAAUCUCCACCCCCCACCAAAUCUCCACCCCCCACCAAAUCUCCACCUCCACCCCCACCAAAUCUCCACCCCCACUUCUCCACCCCCCCAAAUCUCCACCCCCACAAAUCUCCAUCCCCACCAAAUCUCACCCCACCAGAUCUCCAUCCCCCACCAAAUCUCCACCCCACCUCCACCCCACCAAAUCUCCACCCCCAGCGAAUCUCCACCCCCCACCAAUCUCCAGCCCCCACUAA
Molecule: messenger RNA, 492 nt
Organism: Penaeus vannamei (Pacific white shrimp)
Lineage: Eukaryota; Metazoa; Arthropoda; Malacostraca; Decapoda; Penaeidae
Source: RefSeq, a predicted model, not a curated record